GUUUUUCGCCAGCGGGUCAACGAGGCUAGAAAGCAAGUCGACGGAGUUCGCGUCAACAUGCUGUGGUUGCGGUCGCGAUAGUUUGUCGGUCGCGCCUUCAAUCCAUGCAGGAAGGCGUGUCCGUGCAUCAUUAUGUCUCUCUCCGUGAGCAGUAAGAACUGGAAGCCCUCGACAAAAGAAGACGGCGGGGCUCUCAAGGACCGGAGUUCUGGGCUUAGCCGGAUCCAGCGGCUUCGGCGCCGACUCAGCUGCAGCUUCGGACGACUUUCGCUGUCCAAGGAGGUGAUCCUGCCCGACUACGACACGGAGAACGAGAAUGUUGCCGUGACACGCGUGACAAUGAAUGGCUUCGAGAAGAGUGAAAGUGUGGAGGAUGGGGCUCUGGACAAUGCACGCAGCUCGACACCAAACAGCAAUGUAGCUGGCCGGGAGCCUAAUGGCAACUUGAGCCCAGUUUGUGAGGAUAAGCUUCACUCUGACCCCCCUGCACCCUUGCCACCACCUCGAACGUCCUCAUCGCACAGCUACCUCAACAAAGUCUGCAAAAUGGCUGCUCGAUCCGAAGCUUCAUCAGGCAGAAGUGGAGGCCACUGGCCACGGCCUGCUCCACACAGCAGCAGCUUUGAUGAGUGCACGUCUAUGGAGUACCAACAGAUGGCAACUGCCCGGAAACCUGCACGACCAAAAUCUGAAAUCUUCUUCUCUCAAGAGAAGGGACCCAAAGCGCACCGGUGCCCCUCCAUGACUUUUGAGGGAAACAUGACCUUUGGUAGGAUAGAGGCCUAUGUACGACUAGAACAACUAGGAGAAGGUUCUUAUGCGACAGUCUACAGGGGUUAUAGCAAUCUCAUGAGCAAAGUAGUUGCUCUCAAGGAAAUCCGGCUGCAGCCUGAAGAAGGCACACCAUUCACAGCAAUCAGAGAAGCAUCAUUGCUGCGGGGUCUCAAGCAUGCAAAUAUAGUGACCCUUCAUGACAUCAUCCACACUAAAGACACACUGACAUUUGUAUUUGAAUAUGUGCACACAGACCUUAGCCAGUACCUUGAGAAGCACCCCGGUGGCCUCAACCCCAAGAAUGUCAAGCUUUUUCUAUUCCAGCUUUUACGUGGUUUGUCAUACUGUCAUGAACGAGUCAUUCUUCACAGAGAUCUGAAACCUCAGAACCUUCUCAUCAGUGAACAGGGGGAGCUGAAACUUGCAGAUUUUGGUCUUGCCAGAGCCAAGUCUGUGCCUAGUCGUACUUACUCACAUGAAGUGGUCACUUUGUGGUACCGGCCACCUGAUGUGUUGCUUGGAUCAACAGACUACUCAACUUCACUGGACAUGUGGGGAGUGGGCUGCAUAUUCGUUGAGAUGAUAACUGGCGCAGCUGCAUUCCCUGGUGUCAAGGACACAACCGAUCAGCUGGAUAAAAUCUGGAGGAUCCUGGGGACUCCAACAGAGGAAACUUGGGAAGGUGUUUCUCGUUACAAGAACUACAAGCUUUAUAGGACUUGCCUUUCUAUGUUUUGUGUAAUUAUACUUGCUAUUAUAAUUGUUUUUUCUCAAUUUCAGCUUCAGCCACAAAACAGGAUCUCAGCUGUGGAUGCUAUGCGGCACAGCUAUUUUGCAGACAUGCCUCCCAAGGUGUAUGAUCUCCCUGACCAGGCCUCUAUAUUUACAGUUCCUGGUUGCAAACUUAGUCCUGAGACUUACAAUCUCCCCAUGUCUGUGAUCAAGGCAGCGGCCAAACUGCGAUGUUAGCUGUGAUAGAAUGUCUGCAUAGGCACCCAGUCUCCACCACCUGGGCGUCAGCACCACAAUAGUCACGCCCUUGGGUCACUUUGUUGAAACGUUGACAGGUUUAUCCCUGGAGCGCUUUUUUCAUUCCUGCCAACCGAAUGGGGCAAACAGAAAAGCAGAAACAGCUCGUCCACUGAACUCUCAAGUUUUAUGAGUGUCAUUGUGGUCUUGUUGAUUGCCUGCUGAAAACAUUUUUAAAGAGGUAACUUAUUUAAAGACUGCCGUGGCUUGCCAAUGUGUGUGCAUUUGUGUGACUGUGUGCUGAGUGUGUUUUGAUGUGUGAGCAUGUGUUUGUGUUAGUGCAAGCUGACGAAUCGCCCAUUUCUCUUCCCGUUGUGGGAUAUGUCUAGGGUGAUCACAUAAGUCUUUACAUCAUGCAGUAAAUGUCACUUCCUGCCAACUGCAGAGUAGAAAAUGUGUAACAGUUACAAGCUUUGUUUGCGUCCCACUUACUCGAUGCUUGUUGUCGUGAGCCUAGAAUUUAUCAUCUAUUGCUAUUUGUUUGUUUUUAUCACAGAGCACAAAGAAAAAACAAAAGCAAAAAAAGUUGUCUGUAGUCUGUUCUGAUACACAAGCAAUUCUUUGUAGGUGUUGGUGCAAACAGCAUGGCUCUUGAGUUUUUUUGUGUGUUUCCCCCCUUAUAUUUAAGUCCUUGGUGCUAAAGUCUGGACUUGAGGCGUUUGUGUGGCUUUGUCAUGCAUUUUCUAAAAUGGAAGACUGAGUACCAUGAAGCUCAGAUAAGGCACCACCUCAGGGAAAUUUUGGAGAUCUGCCACUAAUGCGGGGGUGCUCAGAUCUGUAUUGAUGAAAAUUGUCAUGGUAGCCAUGAGAAAAAAAUCUUCAUAUAUGGCUGGUGUUUGGUGACAUUUCACUCUCAUAAAGUUAACGUGCAGUUCAGAAGCAAUGUAAUACUAGCACCAUCAAUCAGAACAGUUAGCUGUAUGUGCCAGCUCAUUUUUCAGUUACAUCAAAGUGUGUAAAAUGAUAAAGUUUAUAAGCAUGAAUAAAUAGCUUAAAAAAUGAAAAAACUGAACAAAGGAUUAACUUAUAUAGCUGCGCGGCAACCUUUAGACACAGUUCCCAUUAUUGUGAUAGUUUUCAUUGUGAUAAGCACAGCAGGAACUUUUUUUUCUGAUUGGUAAAACGAGCAGCUUGUUGAUGUUGCAUGCAAGUUCCAUUUCUAUGUCAAAAUAUUUAAUUUCAAAUCAUGCUAUGAAAAAAUCAUCAGUUUGGUUCCACAAUUGCUGAAUUCAGUAUUUGAGGUUUAAUCUUGAUGCUGCUAGUAAUCCUUGUACUUCUUUUUUGUAAUUUUUGCUCAGAUCUUUUUCUUACUGCUUGAGUUUUUGUGCUCAGGAUCUUUUUUUCUAUUAAAUGGCAAUUUGAUAAUGCAGAACCAGCAACAUCAAGCAAACAACACCUGAUUUAUUAAGGGCUCAGCUUUGAGUGCUCUUCCUGUGUUCCUCACAUUAAUUCUGCUUAUUUAAGCUUCGCCAUACGGUUUACUUCAUACAUUACUUUAUUUGGUUAGUGAAGCUCAUUAGCAGUUGAUUGUCAGCAUAGUAGUGCACACCCUGUUGGUGUCACCAGCCCAAGUGUUUUCCUUCAUCACUGCACAGCCGUCCCUACCUUAUAAGCUCGCUUGCCAAUCUGUCCUUGGAGAGCAAAUCGAUCGAAUCUUUUAUAUGGGGCUGCUUGUGUUUUUUUUCUGUAUCUGUGCCGUCCGUGCAAUUUUCUGGGUUUUCUAUGCACAUGUGUGGGUACGCUGAUUGCUAAUUCUGCUCAUUGCCAUUCUGUGUGUGGGCUGUAUCCAGUUUUUGGAGCCUAUGAACUGCUUUAUUAUGCUAAAGAUAAGCAGCAUGAUUGCAUUUGCUAGUGGCAUUGCUCUCAAUCGAACACCCAUGCAUUUGCACACUUGAACAGCAUAACAUAAGCAGUAUUUGGGGAGGGUAGCCUAACUGUGCCUUCAUGGUACAAAUUAAAGACUGUAAGAGUGUGUGAAAAGGCGCGUACCAUACUCCGCGUCACUUCAUUUGCUUGUCUUUUCACUCAAAAAGUAAGUAAGGGGACAACCAUGGCAUGAUUAUGAGGCAUUAAUAUAUGGGUGACUCCAAAAUAAUUUGUGCUGAAACUCAGCCGCACUGUGGCACAGCAGUGUGCCUGGCUAGGUAUUAUGGCUAGAUGGCACGAGACCCCACCCGAUCUAAAGGGUGCAACCUUGUACAUCUAUCCAUCUAUCUUGGACGCCAUUUUUAAGGUUGUCACACAGCAGAAAGGCCAUGUUUGCUCCUGUGCUCGUGGUGGGUGUCGCGUGGUGUUCUCUGGCAUUUUGUGUGCUCGCUUGUUGCAUUUACAAUAAUGCGGCAUUACAAGUUUCCUCCACUACUGAAUGCUGUAUGGACUUGUAGAAAUGACUGGGCAGCAGCACGUUGUUGUUACGUGUUGAUAAUGCAACACAUGCAACCAAUCCUUUCACUCUGCCAUCCUUUUGCACUGCAGCUAACGAUGCAGCUCAGUGACUACGCAAAGUCCCAGUCUGACAUGGUGCGCAGCAGUUACAUCAUCAAAGUAGCGAAAUGCGGUGGCUUGACCCCUUGGCUCUAUCUGAUGACUUGAGUUGAUGGAACUAUUAAAGAGGUGCGAAUCCUCGCAGGCUCAUAGUUACGUCACCAGCGGUCUCGUAAAGCAGCCACGGGUGACAUUUUUUGACGUCAUUGCAAAAGUAGGCUGCAUGUAAUGUACUGCAUGUCAGCAACUGGCCAGCUUUUAUUUAGUUAUCCGUAAAGAUAGCGAUAGCGCAAGUAAUCAAUCGCUGACAUUGAGCCCAGCGGAUUACACCUGCUUACCGCUGUUCAUUAGAUUGGUAGCCAAUUACCAACAUACUCGUCAUGUUUUUUUGCACCUAAGGUUGUGCUCGUAGGAUCUAAUUGCGUAAGCUAAACAGUGAUUUAUCUUACCGCCGCUGUGCAGGUCGGCCACUCCCAGGCAUCAAAGGAAAAGCCGCAUCUGGAGUGGCUACUGAUUAAGGCUGACAGAGAAGUUCUAUGCGCGCACUUCAUGAGCUUAUAUUGGCGAAGCAUGCUCACAUGUUGAAGCAGGGCAUCCCGCAAACAUGGUAAUGCGAUUAAGGUCAUCGCAACAAAUUCUACCCAUAUAUAGAGCUCUGCGCCUUGACGACAGCUUCAAUGUGUGCGCUGUUCAGCAUAUAGUUGAUUCGACAAGCAUCAAGGUGCUGUUGCCUUGGCAAUUUUACAAGUCCAUACAGAAUGCAGAAGAGGAAACUUUCAACGCUGCAGUAUUAUAUAUAUGUUGAGCAAGAUCACACCACAUAACACCCACCACAUAAACACUGUGCAAGCAUGGGUCGUCUGCUGCUUGGAAACCCCCAAAAUGGCACCCUGCUCGGCGCAUCGCAGUGCUGCAUUGCAAGUGAGCUUCAGUGCAUACUCCCUAAAAUCGGUUGUUUCAGGAUGACUGCCAGUUGGGCGUGUUGGUAAAGGUUCAUGACGAAACAAGUGCUAAAAAUACACACACUCGGAGAGCACACAGACAAGCGCUUGUUUCAUCCAAAUGCAGCUGUAUUGGUCUCGAAUCAAACCUGUGUCUUCGAGCUCAAAUGAUAGGCUUAGCACGAAGAGAUAGGAAGAGAGCAUAUUGUAUUUUAAAACAAAUGACCUAGUUGACAUCAAGCACAUGAAUGAUAGUCCUGGGCACGCCAUGCAAUGCAAGUGACAGAUAAGUAAUGGUCAGUUAGAGGUAGGUUGAGUUACCAAUGGAUGGGAAAUACGAUAGAGGGUGGCAGAGAGUUAGCUUAGUUGAUGAAAUUAAAAUAUGUAUGUAUUACAUGCAAAAAGUGGAAUCUGCUCUUGCAAAAUGGGUAAAUUGGAGAUCAUUCAAAAGCUUUUGUCCUGCAGUGGAUAUUCGUUUCCGAAAAAUUGAGGAGGAGUGUAGAAUCACAAGGUUCAUAUUUUCACUCAUAUUUUCUAUUAAUAUGGUACGCACUCAAACCUGUUGUUUCGAACCUGAAUAUAUUGAAUUCUCUGUCAAACAGUCGAGCAGUAGUAGAGAAGGCGAGUUAUUUUCGGAGGCGAGUUAUUCUUGGGGCUAGAACAGGGAGUGUGCAAUCUUUUUGAAAGAUUUUAUUAAAAGCUCAUAAGCAGGGAAGUACAAGUACUGUACUUGCUUGCACUCCCCUGUACGCUGUGCUGUUUCAUAGAAAGGUCAAACUGUGGAAUGUUGGUGCACUGAAGUGAUGUUCAUGCAGUCCCUGGCAUCUUUACCUGCACACUGGUUAAAAAGCUAUUGUAAUAUGCUAUUGGGAUGUUUUUGCUCAUGGCACGAUGCACGCAGUGGUCCAUUUCUGCAUUUUUUUAUAACGGGGGCGUAUGACCAGUCCAGGGUAUUCAAGCUAUUAAAUGAGACAUAGAGAACCGCUGUUAUUGCCGCUUCCACAGAACAGGUUAAAGUGCUAGGCCAGUCAGGAAUCUUAUUUUA
Molecule: messenger RNA, 6273 nt
Organism: Rhipicephalus microplus (southern cattle tick)
Lineage: Eukaryota; Metazoa; Arthropoda; Arachnida; Ixodida; Ixodidae
Product: cyclin-dependent kinase 14
Biological process (GO): protein phosphorylation
Cellular component (GO): nucleus; cytoplasm
Molecular function (GO): cyclin-dependent protein serine/threonine kinase activity; heme binding; ATP binding
Source: RefSeq, a predicted model, not a curated record